CGUUGAACAUUGACUUUUGAUCAUAUGACUGAUUGGAGGUUCGUCUUCAAUUAUCAGUCUCUGUUCAUAUCAUUCUUUGCUGGUGUUUAAACUUAUUAUAUUAUUAAAUAAUCCACAGGAUGGCUAGUCAUCAAAGCCAAGGUGUUCAACAACUGUUAACAGCUGAGAAACGUGCAGCAGAUAAAGUUACAGAGGCCCGAAAACGCAAAGCAAGGAGGCUAAAGCAGGCUAAGGAAGAAGCUCAAGAUGAAAUUGAAAAGUACCGUAAAGAACGUGAACGUCAAUUCCGUGAAUUUGAGGCUAAACAUAUGGGCUCCAGAGAAGAUGUAGCAGCAAAAAUUGAGCUAGACACCAAGAGGAGGAUUGAAGAAAUGAAUAAAGCUAUUCUGAACCAAAAGGAACCAGUCAUUCUAGAGAUCUUAAAGUUGGUUUAUGACAUCAAGCCAGAAGUCCACAAGAACUACCGUCAAUAGUUGACAGGUGCAAUAUGUAGUUAAUAGGGACUAAAAUCACUUAACUGUUUAUAGAUGUUUCAUUCCAUUUUAUUGUACUUCCUUUCUUUUUGUAGCCGUUUUAGACUAUUUACAGCAAAACUUUUGAGUUACUACAUGAAGAUACUUAUAUAAUGUUAAAAUGUACUAAGUGAUAUAUUAAAAGUAUUGUGUUUUCA
Diabrotica balteata is the source of this 670-nucleotide messenger RNA. NCBI's taxonomy places the organism in Eukaryota, Metazoa, Arthropoda, Insecta, Coleoptera, Chrysomelidae. The record is from the annotation of a GenBank genome assembly.